AUGUUCCAAAUCAAGUUACUUUGUGUUGUAGGGCUGGCGAUUGGCGCUAGUGGGCUGCAAGAGUUCAUCUUGCCUCAAGCGUAAGUUAUGCUAAAAUAGGAAGGGCCUAGUGAUAGCCGCAAGCGCAUUAGAGCUCUGGUUCAUAGUGGAACCGGUUUUAACUCUAUAAAAUCAAACCUCUGUGCAACGAAUCGUAAAAAAGCCAAAAGAAAAGUUGGUUAUAGGGACGUUUGUUGUGCGGAGCUUCAUUUCGGCCAAAACUCGACCAUUGGGAACUCUAAAAUCGUUCGUUAUAGACAGGUUCUGCUGUAUUGACGCAGGGGUUUCACCGUAGUCGGCUUACAUUAUUAUGUAUAAUCCUAUAAAAAAUUCCCUCUCAUCUCAAACUUUUAGUCUCCCCGACAAAAUAACGCUGAAACGCAACUUUAUUCUGGAUACCACUUCUUCCGACAGUUUCGUCCUCCAUUCGCAACCCUAUGCGAAGAUUGCGGGUCGUUCGUCGACAUACAAUCCCGGAGAGUCAACCUCAUCCAAACACAUCGGCUAUGGCGAAGGAGUCUAUCACAAUGAGACAAGGAAUGCGCAAGCGUUUGGGAGACUCAUCGAAGACAGAUUUUCGCUCUAUGACUUUACCAGAGGUCGUUUUUAUGCCGCGACUGAACUAAAAGGCGGUUUCAAUCCAGCUCUUGCUCUGAACGGCUCAUGGAGGGCUGGUCGGCUUGGGUUUGGGCGAGGAGAGAGCUUGACAACGCUGUCCAAGAAGCUGGUCGAGUCCGGAAAGCACGCCACUGUAUGCGCUGAAGCCUUUAGAAACUCAUGUGGACAGUAAGUAGCCAAGUCUGGGCGUUUUUUGUGGGCUUAAAGUUCCUUCAAGGGCAUUAUUGUCUAUAAAAUCCGAAAUAUGACUCUAUAGAGCUUUAAUUUUUAGUUACGAACAGUCAGCCAAAGUUGGAGUUGACCUCAGCUCUCUGAGCGGCACAUCGAAGGUUAGAGCGAUUCCCGACAAGUCCUUGUGGAAGAUCCCAGUCAGCUCUAUUCUCAUCAACGGAUCAAGACAUUCGCUCACAGGGAAGGCAGUCAUCUCCACCGUCACUGACAAAAUUAUUUUGCCUGCCCGAUACGAACACCUUCUCGUCAAUGUCUUGGGCGCAACCAAGGUCGGCAACCGCUAUGAGGUCGAUUGUGAGGCCGCAAAUGAAGUCUCGAUUGUCAGCGACGGCCAAACAUUGAGCUUGGAUUAUGCUGCACUUUACGAGGAGAAAAAAUGCGCGUGCUUCUUGAAGAUUGAAACCGGUAACAAUGACGACUUGGUCCUUGGAUUGCCGCUAUUUGCUGGAAGAGGAGUCUGUCUGGACUUUCAGGACAAAAACGUGGUCUUCUACAAGGAGCGGAAAGAACAGUGA
Bursaphelenchus xylophilus (pine wood nematode) is the source of this 1403-nucleotide messenger RNA. The record is from the annotation of a GenBank genome assembly. NCBI's taxonomy places the organism in Eukaryota, Metazoa, Nematoda, Chromadorea, Rhabditida, Aphelenchoididae.